AAGAAGGCCCGGGAGCGGUUCCCAGAGGGCCACUCCGCACCCCAGCCCUGCUGCUUCCCCGGGGUGAAAAUCCUGCCCAUUCCCGUGCUUUCUAACAACUACAGCUACCUGGUCAUUGACACUGGAUCUGGCCGGGCGGCCGUCAUCGACCCCUCUGACCCAUUGGCUGUGCAGGCUGCCAUUGAAGAAGAGGGGGUGAUGCUGGAGGCCAUAUUCUGCACCCACAAACACUGGGACCACAGCGGGGGGAACGCGGCGCUCCGCCAGCAUCACAGCUCCUGCAAGGUGUACGGCAGCGCCCUCGAUGCCAUCCCGGAGCUCACCAACCCGCUUGCGGACAGGGAGAAGGUGAGCGUGGGCUGCCUGACUUUCGAGGCGCUUGCUACACCUGGCCACACCGUGGGCCAUAUGGUGUACGUGCUGGACGGGGGGCCCUUCGGCAGCCCCCCCUGCCUCUUCUCUGGGGACCUCCUCUUCCUCGCUGGCUGUGGCAGGCUGUUUGAGGGCUCCCCUGAGACCAUGCUCGCCUCCCUGGACGGGCAGGGGUGAUGCUUAGGGGUCCAGGGGUCCACAGGCCACGAGUACGCGCUGGAGUGCCUGACCUUUGCCAGCCUCCUGGAGCUGGACAACCCCGCGCUGGAGCAGAAGCUGCAGUGGGCGACGCAGCAGCGCCAGGAGAAGAGGAGCACG
Molecule: messenger RNA, 690 nt
Organism: Merops nubicus (carmine bee-eater)
Lineage: Eukaryota; Metazoa; Chordata; Aves; Coraciiformes; Meropidae
Gene: PNKD
Product: paroxysmal nonkinesigenic dyskinesia
Exons: 6
Cellular component (GO): mitochondrion
Molecular function (GO): hydrolase activity
Source: RefSeq, a predicted model, not a curated record